ACAUUUUGUCAGAUCCAAGCCUGUGGUAUUAAAGAUCAACGUUCAAAGGAAUGAUAAGCUCCCCACCUAUGGUGACCUCAUAGGGUUUAACCUCCACGUACACCCUCUCUAUAAAGAUACCAUUCCACAGAAACGAGGAUCUACAUGAUCAUCUGGUCGGUGUACAAUUAGAUCGCGGUCAUGUAUAAAUGUCAUCUCAAUGGAUAUCAAGUCAAGCACAUUCAAGCGAGAUGCACAGAACGUCCAGGCAUGGCUAGUCGGCAACGGGCUGGCUUCCCUAGCCGCCGCUGUUUACAUGACGAGGGAAUGCAACGUUCCUGGUCGAAAUAUCCAUAUCCUCGAUCUUCAUCCAGGCUUUGAAGGAGAAAUGGCUACCCUGGGGGAUGCAGAGAAUGGGUACUUCUUGCCAUACCAGUGCCUCCCACAUGUCUAUGGUACUUGCAUCGAGGGCCUCUUGUCCUUAGUGCCUAGUAUCCUGGAUUCCGACAAGUCUCUGCUGGGCGACAUUCAAGAAUUUGGUAGACAGCACCAGUCACACCCAAAGGCGCCCACGACACCUGGCACAAUAAGAUUGAAAGCACCAGAUUCAAGAGGGGUGUACACGGAAGGGUUCCAGCUCGGACUGAAACAUCGCCUGGAGUUAAUCAAGGUCAUCCUAGAGAGUGAGAAAACACUAGCGUCCAAAAAAAUCAAUGAAGCCUUCGAUAAGUCAUUCUUUGAAACAGGUUUCUGGUUGCACUGGUCUAGAAUAUUUGCGUUCCAGCCAUGGCAUAGUGUGAUUGAGUUUCGAAGACAUCUUCGUAAAUACUUGGAGGAUAUCCGGUCCCUUCAUGAUCUCAGUGCAACCAUCCACACGAGAUAUAACUUAUUCGAUUCGAUCGUCAUCCCAAUUAUUGAUUAUCUAAGACAUGACCAUGUUGACUUUCGUUUCGAUGUCGAGGUAACGGAUAUCAGGUUCUAUCCUGAGAGUGAUCCAGCAACAGUCUCUGAGAUACGAUUGGUAAAGGAUGGAGAGGAAUGUCUGAUUUCGCUUGACCCAGAGGAUAUUUGCUUAGUUGACCUAGGUUUCUCACGCUCCGGUGCAGUUUAUGGUACGAAUGUGGCUGCCCCGCCAUUCUUGUCCUCUAACUGGGAGGAUCUCUUAUUGCGUGAGUGGAGACUAUGGCAAGGGCUUUCUCGCAAGUCUUCAAAAUUUGGAAAUCCAGUCAACUUUCUUUCACGAGCCCUUGAAUCUGGGAUUGAGACCUUUACCACUACUAUGCAGGGAACAGAAUUCAUGAAGCUAUAUGACAAGCUCGCCCUCGAGCCUGCAGGACGCACUGACACGCUAUUCCUGGCAGAGAGUAGUUGGCUGAUCACUAUCAACGUUCCACAUCAACCGGUGUUUCCGUCCCAGCCUGCUGACAGACAUAUCGUUUGUGGGUACGGGCUGAGCCCUGCGAGUGAAGGCAAUUUCGUGAAGAAACCCAUGUUUGCCUGCUCUGGUAUGGAGAUCUUCACCGAGGUUCUUUCUCACCUAAGCUUCCCUAUACAGCCCAUACUCGCUAAAUCAACUACGAUCCCUUGUGGAAUGCCGCUGGGAACCGCCCCCUUUCUAACACGCAGCAGCCAAGAUCGUCCACAUGUGGUACCUCAUGGAACCACCAACUUUGCGUGUCUUGGUCAAUUUGCAGAGCUUCCUGACGAAACGACGUUGAGCGCUGAGUACAGUGUGAGGACUGCUCAGCAAGCCGUCUAUACACUAUUCAACCUUCAAAAAUCACCACCAACGGUAAAGAAAAAUAUUCUCUUGGAGGUCUUUGAUAUUCUUGUAUAACCGGCGUGGAUGACAGUGCACCAACCCCCACUUAAGUCUUAUAUUUCUGCCAAUUCCCGUACGGGGAGGUGACCAGUUGGUUGGUCUUUAUGGAUUAAUCUCUCUAUUUAACAGUCUGCGAAGAUAAUAUUUAGUUAUUCUUUUAUCCCUAGGGGACGAUGAGUUGGUACUAGAAUUUAUUGCCUGUGAAUUAUGUGUUAUGGAACCUGUGUGACUGACCUUGAUCUAUUAUAAGCACUGAGAGAAA
Molecule: messenger RNA, 2063 nt
Organism: Aspergillus pseudonomiae
Lineage: Eukaryota; Fungi; Ascomycota; Eurotiomycetes; Eurotiales; Aspergillaceae
Product: oleate hydratase
Exons: 2
Coding region: 200-1816 (538 amino acids)
Biological process (GO): fatty acid metabolic process
Molecular function (GO): FAD binding; oleate hydratase activity
Source: RefSeq, a predicted model, not a curated record